AGUCCAGAUAAGGAGAUGGUGGAUCUCACCGAAGCUCACAUAGAGGUUCCCGAAGCUGAGAAGGAGGUCCCUUCUGCUGAGGAGGAGCAACCCGAGCAGGGUCUGACGAGGAAGAGGCGCCACUCGACCUUGGGCUCUACUUCGACCUCGGCCCUGGAUAGACUGAUCCACGCUGACCCUUGCUCGGAUGUUCCGCUGAAACGGAUCCCCGAGGAGGUAAGGGAGGCGAUGGCUCGCUAUGCUAGAGCUCCGGUUUUGGGGGAGAACCCCAUGGCUCACGUGGGAUCUUUGGUGGGUCCCGAAGCUGCACGGGAGAAUCUUCUUCGGGCCAACCCGCAGUGGAGGGUUCCUGGAGCUGAGGAGAGGAACCCAGCUAUGAUGGCCCAAUAUUAUCUGAAUGAGGCUGUUUUCUGGUCCUCGUUCGCUUCCGAGUGUAGCUCGGUUGAGGAGAGGCAACUGAGGAGGUAUCAGGAGGCUUAUGCUCGUGAUAUCCCUGUCUUGGACCAGAAGGCUGGGCAGCUCUUCGCCGAGCUGGUGGAGGUCAAGCAACUGUACCUUCAGUACAGUCGUGAGGCUAGGGAGUCGGCUGAGCGGAUCGGGGCCGAAACUCUUCGAGCUUUUCUUUCUGUAGACUUGCUGAAAACCUUUUGA
Messenger RNA from Spinacia oleracea (spinach), 651 nucleotides. RefSeq lists its product as uncharacterized. The transcript has 3 exons. Bases 16 to 651 code for a protein of 211 amino acids. Lineage: Eukaryota; Viridiplantae; Streptophyta; Magnoliopsida; Caryophyllales; Amaranthaceae. The record is from RefSeq and is a predicted model, not a curated record.